GUUGUCAGCCAGGAACGGGACGGGGCAGUCUCCCACUCCAUUUCUACAGCUAUCGGCCUGCACUAUCCCUCCUGUAUGGUGGAUAUUAUAUUCAAUUCUUCUUUCUUGGGUGAUAUGGGGGAUCAUUCCAAAAAGAAGUCUGGAAUCGCAAUGUGUGUGGGCUGUGGGAGUCAGAUCCACGACCAGUACAUCCUGCGGGUCGCCCCGGACCUGGAGUGGCAUGCUGCGUGUCUGAAGUGCMCGGAAUGCAGUCAGUACCUGGAUGAGACGUGCACUUGCUUCGUCCGAGAUGGCAAGACAUACUGCAAAAGAGAUUAUGUAAGAUUAUUUGGGAUUAAAUGUGCAAAAUGUAACAUUGGCUUCUGCAGCAGUGAUCUGGUGAUGAGAGCUCGUGACAACGUUUACCACAUGGAGUGUUUUAGGUGCUCGAUGUGCAGCCGGCAUCUCGUGCCGGGGGAUGAGUUCUCUCUGCGGGACGAGGAGCUGUUGUGUCGGGCUGAUCACGGUUUACUUCUGGAACGGGCCUCAGCGGGAAGCCCCAUUAGUCCGGGAAAUAUUCUCUCCAGGUCUUUUCAUAUUACUGAUCCUGUGUCAGUUCGACAGCCUCCUCAUCGGAACCACGUCCACAAGCAGUCAGAGAAAACCACUCGGGUGCGAACAGUAUUAAACGAGAAGCAGCUCCAUACUCUUCGGACCUGUUACAAUGCCAACCCAAGACCAGACGCACUUAUGAAAGAACAAUUGGUCGAGAUGACCGGACUUAGCCCAAGGGUCAUCAGAGUUUGGUUCCAGAACAAACGUUGUAAAGACAAGAAGAGAUCGAUAUUCAUGAAGCAACUUCAACAACAGCAUCACAGCGAUAAAACGAAUCUUCAGGGGCUGACGGGUACGCCUCUGGUGGCAGGCAGUCCAAUUCGACACGACAACACGGUCCAAGGGAACCCAGUAGAGGUGCAGACUUACCAGCCCCCAUGGAAGGCCCUGAGCGAGUUCGCCUUACAGAGUGAUCUGGACCAGCCCGCCUUCCAGCAGUUGGUGUCUUUUUCUGAAUCGGGCUCCAUGGGUAACUCCUCCGGCAGUGAUGUGACCUCCUUGUCGUCGCAGUUGCCGGACACCCCGAACAGCAUGGUAGCGAGUCCGGUGGACACGUGAGACCAGCCCAACAGGUCGCUUCGAACCCCAGCAUGCUCCCGCGUGUCCUGCAUGAGAACUGGCCAGCUCACAGCAUGGAUAGGAAACUUAUUUUAUCUUAUUUAACGAACAAUAACGUUGGAAUUGUCUACGAGGAUACCAAUUUUUCACGGAUGGACCUGUCCACAGCAUUGUUCAGGAUCAGAUGAAUUUCAAGGUACCAGUGUGCGAACCAAGGCCUAUAACUACAGCAGAGUCUGAGCCUCGGAUCCUACAUGGUUGGACAUACGUGAGGAUUAUAUCUACAAACAUUCAACUUUAUUAUGAGCCGCUAACUUAUAAUGAACAUAUCAGAACGUUAUCCAUAGUGGCCAACACGGCCAUCAUUGUAGUUUCAUCUAAAUUUCCUUUGCUGGGUUGGGAUCAUAUGGAGCCCCAUGUCUCUGUAUAGAUGUGCAUGAUUUCUAGAGAUUAUGAAUAUCAAGUCUUGUAAAAUAUUGUAAUUAAGUGGAUGAGAUACAAAUUGUUUGAGCCUUUUAAGAAAAAUUAAGUUAUUGUUAUUUAUUGUGAGGAAAGACAGGUAAUCUUAAUAAACCCAUAUUAAUUGUUUCAUAUUUAAUGAACUGCAUGCGAAAUCUCUGCAGUAAUUCAUUAAAAUAUUCACCGAAAUUUCAAUUGACAAAAUAAAUCACUUUAUGUAUUUAUGAAACGGCUAUUUCAGCACUUUAUGGUAGGUUUAGGCCUAAUUUAAAUUAUGUCGCUUUUGGGAUGAAAAACGUCUGCGAUUUAUAAUAGGCCAAUAUAAUCUCAAAUUAAUUUCGAACCACUCAAAAGAAAUCACUGAUUUGAUGUCAGUUUAGAGGACACUAUUUCCGGAAAUGGCUAGGGUUGUUAGACCAAACCAAUUUGUAGGCUUGUCAUUUUAAUUGUAUUGGCUAUUCAAAAUGGAUAAAGGAGCAGCAUCAUAUUCGGGUCAAAUUCAAGCAUUUGAGGCCUGCUAAUCACUACGGAGAACAAUUUGUUUAUUGAAUGGGCCUCCACAUAUGGAUUUGCGAUGUGAUCAUUCCAGUUUCACUUGUAAAGUCACAAGUCUAGACAGAAGACAGGGCUAGGCGGCUCCUUAUCUAUGCUUGGCAUCACCUGCAAACGAUACAUUGAACGGAACCACAACAAACCCACCUCUCUGUCGCUGGAGUCAGUGCUAAAGGGGACUCUCACCCUGAGAACGCUUUCUGGAGUGUCUUGGGUUUAUUUUCAUUUCAGCCGGAAUCCCGGAUAGGAAUAGCCUCUGGACAUGGAGUACGUCAAGCUUGCCUACGACUGACAUAUAGCCAACUAGACAUCAACAAUUUAUUGUCGAGGAUGAACUUUCUGAACAGAGGAUGCAAUAGCAGUCUAAUCUAUUUAUCACGACAUGAAACGGCAAUUGAAAGAAACAUAGUAGGUCUCUCUGUGACGUCUGGCAUCAAAUCAAAAAGCCAUUAGGUCUAUACUCUAUCUUGCUAUGUCAAUUAUGUCAAUAAUUGCUAUGCAUCCAGUAGCCUACUGACCAAUAAAUCCAGGUUUCCUGCCAUUAUACUCCACCUAAUUAUUCGUCUGGAAAUAUUUCAUUAUCGUGGAUAAAAACUCAGAUAUUUUAGAAACAAAGCAUAUAACGUGUUUGAGAUACAGGCCUAAUCAAAUUAAUCGCAAUUUAAACCUUAUUUAGGCCUAAUACACAUUCAUAAUUCACUUGACAUGUUUUGCGUAUUUAUGUAUUUAUUUGCGUAUAAAAGGCAAUGUCUAGAAUAAAGUUUAAAAAAAGGAGUCACACAGAAAAUAACUUCCCUUUUAUCAGAUAAUUAUACAGGUAGUUUACAAAUCUACAUCCCACAAUCAUCCAUUUAAAUAGGCUAGCUGUAUCUGAUACUAUGCGCGAAUUGAAUGUGAGGCUGGGCUGCUGAUACACAUCAUUAGCCCAAACAAAAGCAUCAUUAAUCCACUGUUGCGCCACCGAAGCGCCCUGAGCGGCGGAAUGAAAAUAGAUAGCCUACUGUAAUUUCCUCCUAAAGCAUUUCAGGACUUCACCCUACCGAUAACAAAUUAUUGGAAUUUAUUGGACACAUUUCCCAUACUAAAGUCACCAGUUGUCCUAAACUCUGGACUCAAAUAUAAUAUGCUGUGUAAUUAAUUAGGCUACGCUACAGGUUGAUGCAUACACAAUUGGGGUGUACUUCUUAAGGUAACUCCCAACGGUAAAUUGAGACCCGACCGAGUCAUUUUUUUAUUUUUAUUCACAAGUCCCCCUGAUGUGAGGCCCGCAAGCAAUUGACUAAAUGGUAAGUCUGCCACUGACCGUAGUAGCUAGCGCUUGCAGGUGAAUUUCAGAACUUUGCCUGAGAGCAUAAGUUUACCACAGAAUGCAAAGUGCAUGAGUAAUGUUUUUGAGAGUUUUACAGAUUUACUAUCCCUUAAUAUGAGAGACCUCUUCAGUUGAGAUAAAAGUUGAAGAGAUGCUUGGCAUGUAAGAAAUGCUCAACAGCAGUGAGAAUAUACCCUGCCCUGUACAGGCUUGCACACAAACACUGAAAAUAAUUAUUAAAUUGUGCAUUGUUUA
Molecule: messenger RNA, 3727 nt
Organism: Salvelinus sp. IW2-2015
Lineage: Eukaryota; Metazoa; Chordata; Actinopteri; Salmoniformes; Salmonidae
Product: insulin gene enhancer protein ISL-2A
Biological process (GO): axonogenesis; neuron fate specification; positive regulation of transcription by RNA polymerase II
Cellular component (GO): nucleus
Molecular function (GO): DNA-binding transcription factor activity, RNA polymerase II-specific; cis-regulatory region sequence-specific DNA binding
Source: RefSeq, a predicted model, not a curated record